Alnus glutinosa is the source of this 1333-nucleotide messenger RNA. RefSeq names its product membrane-associated 30 kDa protein, chloroplastic. Gene Ontology annotation, biological process: thylakoid membrane organization. The coding region runs from base 89 to 1087 and encodes 332 amino acids. Gene Ontology annotation, cellular component: chloroplast. NCBI's taxonomy places the organism in Eukaryota, Viridiplantae, Streptophyta, Magnoliopsida, Fagales, Betulaceae. The record is from RefSeq and is a predicted model, not a curated record. The transcript has 11 exons.
UGGAGAGAGGCGACCCCAAUAUCUUCUUUCUGGUAUUUUUGGAACCAUUCUGUGUUUCCCCAACAAUUGUAGUGAUUUCGGCAGCAAAAUGGCCACGCAACCGCAGAUAUUUACAGGGUUAACCCUGGCCUCAACGCCUGCCUCUUUGUUCCAGCCCUCAUCUUCAAGCUCUCACAGUCUGUGUAUGGUCAGGAAGCCCCUCACGACGUCGUUUUUCGGUCGCGGAGUAAAAGUUACGGGGAUAAGAAUUGCAGCUUCGAACCAAUCCCGUAGUCGACAAAGGGGAGGUGCUCUUGGUGCUGGUAUGAACCUUUUUGACCGGUUUGCUAGAGUUGUCAAGUCAUAUGCAAAUGCAGUUAUAAGUUCCUUUGAAGAUCCGGAGAAAAUUUUAGAACAAACAGUUCUUGAAAUGAAUGAUGACUUGACAAAGAUGCGUCAGGCCACUGCACAAGUUUUGGCAUCUCAAAAGCAGUUGGGAAAUAAGUAUAAGGCUGCACAAGAAGCUUCUGAAGAUUGGUACCGUAAGGCACAAUUUGCUCUUCAGAAAGGAGAAGAGGAUCUUGCACGUGAAGCUCUAAAGAGGCGUAAAUCUUAUGCUGAUAAUGCUAAUGCUUUGAAAGCUCAACUCGAUCAACAAAAAGCUGUUGUUGAGAAUCUUGUCUCUAAUACACGGCUUUUGGAGAGUAAGAUACAGGAAGCAAGAUCCAAGAAAGAUACCCUGAAAGCACGUGCUCAGUCUGCAAAGACUGCAAGCAAAGUGAGCGAGAUGUUGGGGAAUGUCAAUACAAGUAAUGCUCUUUCAGCUUUUGAAAAGAUGGAAGAAAAAGUGAUGGCAAUGGAAUCCCAAGCAGAAGCUCUUGGUCAAUUGACUACUGAUGAUCUUGAAGGAAAGUUUGCUUUGCUAGAGGGCUCAUCUGUUGAUGAUGAUCUAGCAAACCUGAAAAAGGAACUAUCUGGUAGCACAAAGAAAGGAGAGCUUCCACCUGGAAGAACUGUCAGUACAAGUACGAACAAGGCAUAUCCUUUCCGAGAUGCUGACAUAGAAAUGGAGCUUAAUGAACUAAGGCAAAAAGCAAAGGAUUUCUAGACUUUCUGUUUUGCCUGUCUUUUAGAUUUCUUCUUUCAAACUCAGCAUUGGUUUCAUUUUGCCAUAAGAUUUAAAAUUGUACAGCUAAAGGCCAAAGAGAUUGACAUUGUAUAGCUGAAAGGCCAAGCUUAAAUCAGUUAUAGUGGUGUUUCAUGUUUGGACGGGCAUGUAAUGAAGAGAGCUGCAUGCUUUAUGUAUGAUAAAUCACAUUUUCUUGUUCUAAUUCUACGCAUAUGGUUAAGAUUA